Messenger RNA from Diaporthe batatas, 1746 nucleotides. RefSeq lists its product as uncharacterized. Gene Ontology annotation, biological process: transmembrane transport. The transcript is spliced from 3 exons. The record is from RefSeq and is a predicted model, not a curated record. Bases 1 to 1746 code for a protein of 581 amino acids. Gene Ontology annotation, molecular function: transmembrane transporter activity. Lineage: Eukaryota; Fungi; Ascomycota; Sordariomycetes; Diaporthales; Diaporthaceae.
AUGGAACAGUCCGAUUUUCGUCGAACACACGGUUGCUGGAUUUUCUCUGUUCCGCGCUGGCUUUUCAUGUCUAAGAUGCCUCCUCGUGGAAACGAUUCGAGGGCGGGUGGCGCCAAUAGCAGCCGUGCACGGGAUUGGCGCUUUUGGCUCAUUUUUGCCGGACUCAGUCUCGCGUCUAUUCUCGUCUCGAUCGAAAGCACUAUCGUCGCGACUGCUUUGCCUACAAUUUCAGCUGACCUAGGCACUGGCAAUGCCUACAUCUGGGUGACCAACAUCUACUUUCUCACAAGGCGAGUUAUUUCCUUCGCCAUCUUCCAGCCUCUUUACGGCCAGUUUGCCGAUCUGUGGGGACGACGCAAGAUCAUCCUGCUGGCGAUCUUCGUGUUUAUGGCCGCCAGCGCGAUAUGUGGUGCCGCACAGAACACGGCCAUGCUGAUCAUUGGCCGCGGCAUCCAGGGCGUUGGCGGCGGUGGUAUCAUCAUGCUGGCGAAUCUUAUCAUCUGCGACCUCGUCCCCUUGAGCGAACGCAGUCGCAUCGCUGGACUGCUGUUUGCCCUCGUCGGCGUGUCAUCAUGCUUCGGACCCCUGAUCGGCGGAGCUCUUGCCGGUGCUGGGCAUUGGCGUUUCGCGUUUUAUUUUAAUGUCCCCAUCGGCGCCAUUUCCCUCGCCAUUAUCUAUGUGUACCUUCGUGUUUCCCACCGUGCCAGCAUGCCCUGGCAGACAAGUCUACGCCGCAUUGAUUAUGCAGGGACCCUGAUACUCGUUGCUUCAACAGUACUGGUUCUAUAUGCCUUGUCUUAUGCUGGCUUUAUAUACCAGUGGUCCGACCCGCGCAUCAUUGCAUUGCUUGCUGUGGGAUUGGUGCUACUACUUGCUUUCGUCGUCUAUGAGCACUCACCACGAUGUUCCUAUCCCUCCGUGCCGCCGAUCCUCUUCCAAAACCGGACUUCCAGCAUCACAUUCUUCAUUACCUUCAACCAUGCCAUAGUGGUUGUUUGGGUCAUCUACUUCUUUCCUCUGUUUUUCCAGUCUGUUUUGGGCACUUCGCCGGGCCAGUCUGGCUUGAACCUGCUGGUCCUCGUCCUCACCUGGCCUGUCUUCGCAUCGCUGAGUGGUGUGAUUACUGCUAAGACAGGCCAGUACAAAUUCAUUCAACUGUUUGGAUUAAGCAUUCUUAGCAUCGGCGUCGGCUGCUGCUCAUUGUUGGAUCAGCACUCAACAACAGGAAUGUGGGUGGGGUUUUUAAUGCUCAUUGCAGCUGGUCUUGGCACUGUGUUUCCAGCACUGUUGCCCGCAGUCCAGGCCGAAUUAUCGGAAGAGGAAACAGCUUCUAGUACGGCGGCCUGGGCACUUUUACGCGGAAUAGGUAUGAUUUGGGGCGUCAGUAUCCCGGCGGCCAUUUUCAACAAUCGUAUAGAGCAACUAGCUGGGGGCGUGGAUGAUCCUAUCUACCGUAAAGCUCUGACGGGCGGAAGGGCCUACGAACAUGGCACAGCGGCGUUCUUGAACCAGAUCCAAGGCGAAACCAAAGAACAAAUAGUGGGUGCGUACGUGGACUCCUUGAAGCUCAUGUGGCUAGUUUGUAUGGCAUUCCCAAGCGUGUCUACACUGGCAGCACUGUUUGAGCGGAGGGUCAAGCUUCGCAAAGAGUUAGUAACGGACUUUGGAUUUGAGGAGAAGAGCUCCUCGAAACAAAUCGAGGGGGCUGGAGGCAACGAAUCACCACAUGAGAGUAGCACUGUGUAG